GCUUUUAUUUUUUUAUUUUGUUGUUAACCUUUAAUUUUAUAUCUUAUGGAGUGGUAGUGUAAGAGGGCGAAUAUAGUCACUGUUUAAUUUUCCCUUCCCGGGGAAAUUAUUUCUAUGGCUAAAGGUCGGAAAUUGACGACGAGUCGAAGCGAGCGUUUUCUCGGCAGCUAUGGCUACAGUCGUAGCCAAGACUCAACCGGGACCGACUCGUCGGAACUGGGGGAAGAAGAUGUGUGGCCGAUGGCGGAUAGCGAGGAGACGAACCGGGGAGAUUCCGGCGAGGAGAAUUCGUCGGCCGGGGACGAUGGCGGGGCUAAGGGAGGCAUCCCGGUGAGGAGGGCUCCUCGGGAUACACAACACGUAGGCGGGCUGUCGUUGGCUUUCGAAGAUCCGGGGAGAAUGACGUCGGCGAGAAUCGUGCACCAGUUUCGCGGGCAGGACAGCGUGGCGUCUCCACGAGGGCGCCAGAUGGCUACGUCAGCGCCAGUGAACGUGCCGGAUUGGAGCAAGAUUCUCCGAGUUGACUCGGUGGACUCGCUCCACGAGUUGGACGACUCGCUGGACGACCGGGACUCGGAGAUCGUUCCGCCGCACGAGUACCUGGCGAGAAGCCGAAAGCGGGACGCCACUUCCGUUUUCGUCGGAGUCGGGCGGACGCUGAAGGGGCGGGACAUGAGACGGGUCCGGGAUGCAGUUUGGAGCCAGACCGGAUUCGACGGUUAAUUCAAAUCAAAUCAAAUUAAAUCGUUGUUAGGAAGGAGUAAGGAGAUCAAUGAUGAUUAAAUCCAGAGAUGAAGAUCAACCGAGAAUUAACUUAAUAUUUGUGAAAAUGGGACGGAUUAAUUUUCCUUGGCCGCAGUUGACCCGGCAGCAGCACGUCCCAGAUUCCGAAUCAUGGUUAAAAGAAAUUUGUCCGAUUGGCCGGGCGGCGUCCGUAAUGAAAUUUGAAAAUCAACCCCUCUUUUCAGUGUGUUGUAAUGAGUCCCAACCCAAUUUGGUAAUUUAGUUGCGGCCAUUGAAAUACUAAAUUUUACACAUAAUCUCCUCACUUGAAUUGCAAUCAAUGAAACAGUAGAGACCGAAUUAGUUGGUAAA
Molecule: messenger RNA, 1095 nt
Organism: Momordica charantia (bitter melon)
Lineage: Eukaryota; Viridiplantae; Streptophyta; Magnoliopsida; Cucurbitales; Cucurbitaceae
Product: protein S40-5
Source: RefSeq, a predicted model, not a curated record